UUUUCUUUUACUUUUCCAGACUUGGACUUAUAUAUGGGAAAAACAUGGCAGACAUUGACGACGUCUAUCAUAUGUUGGGCUUUGGGCGCAUGCAGCGAAUCAUCUUUCUUUGCUGCAUGCUGAUUCAGAUCUACAUAACGAACGAACAGUUGGGCCUGUCCUUGAUUGUAGCCUCGAGUGCCUGCGAUCUGCAAAUCGACGAUCACCGCAUGUCCUGGCUGAUGAGCGCUGUCUUUACCGCACAGAUUCUGGCGAGUCACUACAUGGGCGACAAGGCGGAUGAGAUUGGCAGACGAAAAUUGAUACUAAUCACGGGUUCCCUCAUGCUCCUCACUUCUCUUCUGUCGGCCUUUAUGCCAGAGUUUUGGUCGUUUCUGGUGAUGCGCUUUCUUGUAGGUGUCUUCGUCACUGGACCCACAGUGUCUAUGCAGACGUACCUGAGCGAGUUUACAAAGUUCUCCCUGCGACCCAAAGUGCUCAACUAUGUUAGCUAUUCCAUAGGUAUAAGCAUGAUCUAUGUGCCAUUUAUUGCUGCUUUGAUAAAGGUUAACCUGCCCAUCUACAACAAUUACACCUUCUCUAGCUGGCGACUGCUGAUCCUGCUGAAUCUGCUGCCUGGCAUUACUGCUUUCAUCUUGCUCUAUCGACUGCCCGAGAGCCCCAAGUAUUAUCUGUCGGUCAAUGAGGAUGACAAGGCCAUGGCCGUGCUGGAGCAAUGCUGCCGCCUGAACAAGGGCAAGGAUGUCACCCUGGCCAGCCUGGGCGUGGACUCUGUCACGCAGCCACGUUUGCGUGGUGCUACCAUCAAGAGGAACUGUUUGGCUCGCCUGUGGUACGAGUCACUGCCGCUGCUGAAGCGGCCCUACUUUCGCAGCUUUUUCCUCACAUCCGCAGGUGUUUUUGUCCAAUUUGGCGUGAGUUUUGGUCUGGGCGUGUGGAUGCUGCGGGUACGCCAUCUCAUUCUACAAGUGGAGGAGACCGAGACGAUCUGUGAGCUGAUGAAGAAGCAUGGAGAUACAAAAAUAGAGCUGCCCACGUGUGAUUUAACUUUUACAAACGUCAAGGACUCCAUUUACCACGGUGUCGUUGUGCUUGUUGCCUUCAUUUUGACGAGCUUUCUGCUGAUGUGCAUUAGGCGUAGAACAAUUAUCGUGAUUUACCUUUUAACAGCUGCCCUGGCUGGUUGUUUGGUGAACUUUGUCACGAACGAUACACUGAUAUUGAUUGUAUUCCUGCUGCUUAUUGUGCCGCCGCUAUGCAGCCUGCGACUGACUACAUCGCUACUCAUAGAUCUGAUUCCCACACAUCUCAGGGGCAAAGCCGUUGCUCUUUGCUUGAUCUUUGGACGCACUGGAGUUCUCACUUCCAGUUUAUUCAUUGGCUACACCCUCAGGCAGCUUUGCUAUGUGACCUUCAAUGGCUUUGUGCUGGCCAUCAUUGCUUCCGCGAUCCUCAUUCUGCUGCUGCCCUCGGAGAGUAAAAUGAUGGAGAACCUGUCCAAGUAGCACAACCUGUCGGCUGCUG
Messenger RNA from Drosophila guanche, 1524 nucleotides. RefSeq names its product synaptic vesicle 2-related protein. The transcript has 9 exons. Gene Ontology annotation, biological process: transmembrane transport. The record is from RefSeq and is a predicted model, not a curated record. The coding region runs from base 45 to 1505 and encodes 486 amino acids. Lineage: Eukaryota; Metazoa; Arthropoda; Insecta; Diptera; Drosophilidae. Gene Ontology annotation, cellular component: membrane. Gene Ontology annotation, molecular function: transmembrane transporter activity.